Penicillium expansum is the source of this 2172-nucleotide messenger RNA. RefSeq lists its product as uncharacterized. The transcript has a single exon. Bases 1 to 2172 code for a protein of 723 amino acids. NCBI's taxonomy places the organism in Eukaryota, Fungi, Ascomycota, Eurotiomycetes, Eurotiales, Aspergillaceae. The record is from RefSeq and is a predicted model, not a curated record.
AUGGCUACCUUACAUGAGGCCCUCCAAUGCCUCAAACCAACGUCAUGGGAUGAAGUCCCCCAGAACCCCGACGAGCUCCGAGACUACAUGCACGAGAUCUUCAAAAAGAGCCGCCUGGUAGCGGAGUCACUUCCAGACCCCCCAAUCUCCGAUAACGAUGACUACCCCGGGUUAGACAGUACGACAAAUUCCUCCGCCCGACGAAUUGUCCCAUCAUCCGUACGAGUGGGAGAAACCGAUCCGGAGAUUACAGACCUGCAAAAAGAAUGGGGGAAGCCACUCAAGAUGGGUGGACCAAGGGACAAUCCAUUAGACGUGACUGUGUGGAAACUUCCCGCUAAUGACGGCGGGAGCUCAUGGUUCGGGCGAAGGAGUGUGCAUGAGGGCCUCUCAUUCUCACACUGGCGGAAGAAGCUCUCAACCGAGUACGAUGAAACGCUCAAAGUAAAUCGCAAAAAGAUUGAGAAGGGACAGACGCCUGACAAGUGCAUCCGCGGGAUCGGCGCUGAAGAAAAAAUCGAGAACAUUGAGGUCAAGGACCACGAUGGUUCGAUCUUGGGGGAUUUAAUAGUUUACCAUGUCUCGGCGCAGUUUCCCAGACCUACUGCCCCCCGCGACUUUGUGCCGUUAAUUAUCAAUUCCGAUUCUGGAUUGCAAGCUGGCGGAACUAAGCAGCCUGGUCGCAGCUGGAUGAUGAUUUCUAAGCCGUGUGACCACCCCGAUGUCCGGCAUAAGCAGGGGUAUACUCGCGGACAGUAUGAGUCUAUCGAGCUUAUCCGGGAGAUUCCUAAGAAGGGCUACAGGAGCAGCUCUUCUAGUCAGGAGAGUGAGAAGAAUAGGGAAUCCCCAUCGUCCAGUCUGCAACGGUCUGAGGGACUACCUGAGCAGGAUGGAGCUAGGGAUGACGAAGACGAAGAAUUGAAUCCUGUUGAAUGGAUCAUGGUCACCAGGAGUGACCCGGGCGGUAACAUCCCGCGAUGGAUGGUGGACAAGGGAACACCACGAAGCGUGGGAAUGGACGCCGCUAAAUUUGUUAAUUGGGCUCUUCAAGAUGACAAGCCUCCCAAGCAAGAAAAUGGCGCAGGUACGGAAGCUGAAGAUACUUUAGCAGGCGCCAAGGCAAAAUCCGGAGAGUCUGUAGAUGAAUACGACUCCGACCAGGCAGACGACUCGGAUUCGGAUUACGAAUCACUCGACAGCGACGGCGAGCAUUCGCAUCAUGGUCUAAUUGCCAGUGUCACUAAUUUGCUCAGUACUGGACUGGAACGGUUCGCACCACAAGUUCUAGGCUAUGGCGCCCACACUACAGUAUCGGGUGAUCUCCCGGCCGGGGAUGAGGUUUCCUACAUCGAUGGAGAUGGCAUAGCACAUCUAAACCCAAAAAGCGUUCAACAAAAUAAAGCAGCGUUGGACCCUGAAUCUUCAAGACCACCCGAGCAUGACCAUUUUUCGCUCUCCUCGGCCAAUUCCGAGCAAGCAGCAACUGCCAUCGACGAGGCACCCAACAACAUGUCACCGGAGGAACUGAUCGAAAUGACAAAGGAUGGCAAGCCCACUUCCCACGAGAAAGAGCUUGCAAAACUAGCUAUCCGCAAACGCGAAGUCGAAAUCAAGCUGGACGAAAUCCGCGCCGAACUCGACAAGUUUCAAAUCUCAUCGCAACCGCCUAGUGUCUCAGGGACCCCAGUAAAAGGCACCAGCGAGGUAGACAGCGACACCAACGGAAUGCGCAAACGCGCAGCGACGAAUAGGUCUUCCAGGCCUGCCAGCACUCGCGCACAGCAGAGCCAGAGUCAACCGCAGGGCGCGCUCAGCAAUGAAGACCUGUCAUCUUCUGCGCAGACGGCAACCCCCGACCCGCCAUCACUUCUCCCCAAAGCUGCCUCUCAAUUCCUCAAUGGGGAAUCUAAGCUGCUUAAGCAGCUACGCAAGAUCGAGGCUAGCCAACUAAAGAUUGCGUCGAAGAUCCAAGCGAAGCAGAGAAAGGAUGAGGAGCGCUCGCAGAAGUCCAAGUCCAAGAACAAGUCUGAAGUUGAUAGCUUGAAGCAGGAGGUACAUGAUCUCAAAAAGGAAGUCAAGCAGCUUCGCUCUGAACGCAAGAAAUGGGUCGAUCUUGUUUCUUCGUUGCAGGCGGAGAAUACAAGGUUGGCGGCGAAGUCGGAGGAUGCUUAA